AUGGAAGAGUGCCGGUUCGAGACAAGCGAGCUACAGGCUUCGUUGAUGAUGUCGACUCCGCUAUGGUCCGACUCAUGGAGUUUAUGCAACGCCGCUGAUUCCGCCGGAAACAUUCAAAUCCAACACGUCGCAGGAAUCAUGUAUGUUGCUUUACCGAAGGUGGAGAUGAAUCAACCUUGGAAUCUUGUGGACCUGGAAGUUGCCGGAGAUGGUCUUUUCGCGGCCUUGUCCUCAUCGUUACCCUCCGGUGAGCCUCCAUUAAUGGUCAACGGUGUAAUACUUGAACAUUUUGUUUCAACGGGUCUCCUUAUUCAGUCACAGAUCACACAAGGAUUGAAACUGGAAGAAACUAAACAAGUGGUAAUCACCGGACAUUCAACUGGCGGUGCGUUUGCCGCACUCACCGCACUUUGGCUUCUCUCACAACCUUCUCCACCGCUAUUCCACCUCCUCUGCAUCACCUUCGGCUCUCCUUUCCUUGGAAACCAAUCUCUCUCUUCCUCAGUGUCCCUAUCAUGUUUAGCCCUCAAGUUUUGCCAUGUGGUCGCCAUUCACGACCUUGUUCCCAGAGGAAAUGAUGAUCGGUUCUGGCCCUUUGGAACCUAUCUCUUAUGUUCCGACAGUGGAGGUAUUUGCUUAGAUAAUGCUGAUUCAGUUCGUGGGAUGUUUCGUAUACUCAACUCGACAGGAACUAACAUUGAGGAACAUCAAAGUUACGGAUAUUACGUGUCCACACUCUCUCACCAAAUUCUUAUAUCUAGAAGCUUUCGUGGUGGGCGUAUCUCAGAAAAUAGAUAUGAAGCUGGUGUUGCAUUAGCUGUUGAGUCUCUAGGAUUCUCUAAUGAUCAAGAAAGUUGUUUCUCGGUGAAAGAGUGUAUAGAAACAGCUACAAAGAAAAGUCGUGCUCCGAUUUUGAGAGCGAGUGAGUUACCAAAGCACAUUCAAUGGUACAAAGAUCGUUGCGACGAGUCACCAAAGCAGUUUGGUUACUAUGAUAACUUCAAACAGUUCUCAAAUCCAAGAGAGAUAAGGGUGAAUAUGAGUCGCGCAAAGCUAGCUAAAUUUUGGGAUGGCGUGUUUGAAAUGGUGGAGAAGAAUGAGUUACCAUUUGAUUUUCAUAUGGGGAAGAAAUGGGUAUACACAUCACAGUUUUACCAACUCUUAGCUGAACCAUUGGACAUUGCGUAUUUCUACAAAUACAAAUAUUCAAGGACGAGUGGUCAUUACAUGAAGAGUGGGAAUAGACCCAAAAGAUAUGUAGUGAUUGAUAAGUGGUGGAAAGAGAAAAGAGAACCUCGAAAAGUGAAGCAUGCGAGGACUCGAUAUGCUAGCACUACGCAGGAUACUUGCUUUUGGGCUAAGCUUGAGGAAGCAAAAGAGUGUUUGGAAGAUCUGAUCAGUGAGAGUAGUGAUGCACAGAAGCGAACUUUGUUAUGGGAAAAGAUUGUUGGGUUUGAAAGCUAUGCUGAUACAUUGGUGAAGAUGAAGGAAGUUUCGAAAGAUGUUUUGGCGACGAACUCGAGUUACAGUGUGUGGGUGGAGAAACUAAGAGAGUUCAAGUUUAAAGUGGGCAAUGAAGUUUUUGAUGAGAGUGACGCAAUGGAGACUUAG
Messenger RNA from Eruca vesicaria subsp. sativa (arugula), 1611 nucleotides. Lineage: Eukaryota; Viridiplantae; Streptophyta; Magnoliopsida; Brassicales; Brassicaceae. The record is from the annotation of a GenBank genome assembly.